CCUAACCUUAAAAUUCGUUUUUUUUCAAUGUUUAGUUUAGUCUAUCAAAGUUGUUUAUAUGAAAAUAAAAAUGAUGAAGCUAUCCAUUUAAUAGAGGAAAUCAGUACGUUCUUAAACCCACCAGGCAUACUUCAUGAUAGUUAACUAAACACUAAGUUAACCCUUAAAAAUUGCAUGAACAAGUAAAUUUAAAGAUGCGAAGGGCACUAUUUCAAACAUUUCGUAACUUUUACCCGCGACCUGGCUUAAGUGUGCGACAUAAAGGAUCCAGAAGCUCAAAAGAUGCUGACGCCGCAGCGGCGAGCCCUCUGCGGCGCUUGUUGGACGAAGCCACCGCGUACGGCGAACCUGCUACCCCAGCGGAAGAUCCAGAAAUGCGAUGGGCAACUCAACCCUAUACUACGCGGCCGAGUGAGGAACCCAUUGAUCCACGUGUAGAUCCACGCGAGACCACAGUCCUGUUGUUUCCUGGACAGGGUUCCCAACAAGUAGGCAUGGGAAAGGAGCUAAUGAAAGUGCCGACUGCACGCGACCUUUAUCAGCUAGCCUCUAGCGUCGUUGGAUGGGAUGUGGCGCGUGUAUGCACUGAAGGCCCCAGUGAAGAGCUGGCACGUCGCUGCCAAACCGCCGUGAUGGUGACCUCGCUCGCGGCGCUGGAACGUGUUCGUGACGAACGCCCUUCUGCGUUGGAGCGCGUGCGUGCAGUUGCCGGCUUUUCACUUGGAGAGAUCACCGCGCUCGUGUUUGCUGGCGCGCUCACUUUCGAGGGUGCACUACGGCUGGUGGAGCUACGCGCCGCCGCCAUGAGCGCGGCCAGUGCAGAGCGACCUGGCGGCAUGCUCACAGUAUGGCUCUCAGCUGAUGCGCGCCUCGGACCCGCGCUCUAUGCGGCACGCGAACACGCAACCAAGCAAGGCGUAGAAAGCCCCGUGUGUCAGGUCGCCAACUACUUAUUCCCUGGCUGCAAGGUAAUAGCAGGGGACGAAGAAGCUUUGCGGUAUUUGGAACGUCAAGGCAACACGUAUGGUGUGAAGCGAGCGGCGCGCGUACGCGUCGAGGGUGCAUUUCACACGCCUUUAAUGGCACGUGCAGAAGCAGCGGUCGCGACGGCGCUACGCUCAGUGGAUGUGUGCGAGCCCGGCGUACGCGUGAUGUCGUGCGUAGAUGCACACGCGUAUGGUGAUGUGAGGGAUGUGCGACGACGCGUGGCAAAGCUAACGACGCGCGCAGUCCGCUGGGAACAAACGCUACAUGCUUUAUACGCGCGGCCGCGUGGUGAGAAGUUCCCGCUGACACUCGCACUGGGUCCCGGCGGAGCACUGCGCUCCACGCUGCGGCAAGUAAAUGCACCCGCAUGGGAUUCCUCCGUGCAAAUCGAUGUGUAGCCAGGAGUACGUAACAAGUUAACUAUUUUUGUACAUAUUAGAUUGUAGGUUAAAUAAGCUCGUUUAGGACAAUAAAGAAUUUGAGUUAUUCUA
Manduca sexta (tobacco hornworm) is the source of this 1478-nucleotide messenger RNA. Its product is annotated as probable malonyl-CoA-acyl carrier protein transacylase, mitochondrial. NCBI's taxonomy places the organism in Eukaryota, Metazoa, Arthropoda, Insecta, Lepidoptera, Sphingidae. The record is from RefSeq and is a predicted model, not a curated record. The transcript has 2 exons. Gene Ontology annotation, molecular function: transferase activity. Bases 195 to 1385 code for a protein of 396 amino acids.